CGACUGGUUAGUGAAUAGACAUACGAAAAAUGAAGAUGUUGUGGACGUUUUUGCCGUUAUCGUUUCUUAGCGUUUAUGUGAGUGUUGCUAAGGAUGUGGCCAGCUCGAGCGGGUUGGGUUCUCACACAUCGCUGCUUACUCUCGACCUCGCCAACCCCGCGGAGAAGGACUUUGGCAUUUCUGUCAACAAGAGCGACCAUGUAGUCAUCAAGACUUUCGCUGCCGCCGGCGGAAAGGGCAUCGGAAACGUCGUCUUUGACGAUGAGGAUGUAUGGAGGGCAGAGGCCGGAGCAGGCGCCUCCGCCGUCAACUUUUACACCAGGUACGGCAAGGCCAUGCUCGUUGAGGUUGUGACUGGCAGCAAGCGCUUGCCCAAGCUCUUCUUCUUUGAGCACCAGGGCUUCAACUGGAUCGAGGUCUCAGAGGAGGUUUUUUGCGGAGCACGCAAGGACCUUUACAACACUGCCAUGACCCCAAGGACCAUUGACAUUUCCUCCCUCGACAUAGCCUACCCAGUUGCCCGCGAGGAACGCCAAGGCAGCCUCCUCUACAGAGAGUACACUCCACUCGAGGGUGAGUACUUCUCUGACCUCUACGAUGGCAAGACCCACGUCUGGGACAUUAGAAGCUACCCAAGGAAGCUUCUCAACCUCUACGUCUACAGCUUCAACGGCGAAGCCGCCUUGUUGCACCUCUACUUCAAGGAAGGCAGCACUGAGGUCGCCUCCAACGAUAGGAGAUUCAAGUACGACUACUUGGCAAAGAUCGAUGGCGCAUGGGAGCCCGUCUCCUCAAUGGAGUUCUCCCGCAAGUACAACCUCAUGAGAGAUGGCGCCAAAAAGACCGUCCAGGGUGACCUCACCGUAGACGUCUUGGAGGUUGGCAAUGCCGCUGUCGAGGUCACUCUCUCACCAAGCGAGAAGCAGCCAUUCUUGACCUUUGCCCCUCUCUCCGAGACCAAGAUCACCAAGGUCGUUGAAGGAAACACCACCAUCUGGGCCGGCAACACUACCUCCUGCGUCUCCGCCUCCCUCUUGUUCAAGGAGGAGAAGCCCAUCCUUGCCAAACUCGGCAUUGAAGCCGGAGAAGAAGAAAAGGAACUUUACCUCGAAAAGAGAACCUUUGGCUGGUAUCCAAUUGCCAAGGAAGCAUUCGAUGCCAAGGUUGAGGUGGCCGGAUUCGCCACUCUUUCCAUUGUCACUGUUGCUUUAAUGUUUGCCUUUGGUAUGGAAUUUUAACUUUUUUCUCUAUG
Molecule: messenger RNA, 1252 nt
Organism: Theileria equi strain WA
Lineage: Eukaryota; Apicomplexa; Aconoidasida; Piroplasmida; Theileriidae
Exons: 1
Coding region: 30-1238 (402 amino acids)
Source: RefSeq, a predicted model, not a curated record